UACAAAAUAUACAUUAAUAACAAAACUUUAUUCAUGUUUUCUACCUUAUAAAUGUGCCUCUUGUGUCCAUAUGUUAAAUCUAGAGUGUUUAUUUGUUGGAGGAUAUUAUAAAAGGUUUUCAGAGCAUUGUUUCUUUUCUAUUAGUUUUCAAAGGAGUGGGCAUGUCCAAAUCCAGAAUUCCAUGUAAGUAAGAGCGACACGUUUCCUGACGGGAAAUGAGUGGAAAACACACAGCGUUCCAGUUUUCCAUCCGCAGGAUCAUAUGUGUAGAUUCCUCACAUACUUUGUUUUCCAGUAGGUUAAUUUAAUGUGACCACAUGGAGUAAAUAAGCAGAAAAGUUAGAUGGAUUGUGUCAAAGUUUAUUUCUGCUCCAACCCAGAGGAAUCUGUGAUUGAGAGGAGGAUACUAAGAGAAAGGACAUUCCCAAAACUGAGAGAGUACUGCAGAUGCACAUAUGGAGUUGACUUCAGGGUUAUUGACCCUUAUGAAGCAUCAGAUCCCAUAGACUGGCCUUCACAGAGCAGACGCAUGCAGAUGCUGGAUGACUGCAGGAGAAACUCUCUGGGCCCUUUCUUUGUGGGGUUGGUUGGUGAACAGUAUGGAGAUGCAUGUUUGCCAGAGCAGAUAGAAGUUUCAGAGUUCCACCGUCUUCUGCAGGCCUGCCAGCAUGUGGACAUCAGAAGUGACAUCCUAGAGAGAUACUACCAGAGAGAUGACAAUGCCAUACCUCCCUCAUUCUGUACUGUUCUCAGUAAACCUCACAAUGUCCAGUGCAAGAAUCUAACUGAGUCUGAGGAACUUUGUGAGUUGAGGAGAAUCCUUCAAGAUGUCGUGACUCGCUGUGUCCAAAAUGGCACAAUGACACAUGAAGCAGCUCAAAAGUAUUUUUGCUCUGCCCUUGAGAAUGACAUCCGCUAUGCUUAUAAAGACCAUUCCCAAGAGGAUAAAGCAAGAUGCCUUUGCUAUGUUCACAAAAUACCAAAUGGAUUUUCACCAAACAAAUCAGCCCAGUCUGAACGACUGUCACAACUGCGAGAUCACUUUCUGCCGAGCUUGGUCGCCUCUCAUGAAGCCCGGGUUUACUGCACCGUCACCGAGUGCAAACGCCAGGAAGGUUACACACCUGAGAUGAGACUGAACUUUGUUGUUGGUUUAAGGGAGCAGUUACAAACAGAUCUGAGGCGUCUCAUUGAUUGUGCUUUCUCAAAGGAAAGAGCUGUUACCGAUCAGGAAGACUUGUGCUGCAUGUUUUCUUCUCUUUACAGAAUUGAACGUGUAGAAGUUGAACAUGUAAAAUCGUACCUGGAGGGAGAAAAUGCCACAAUUCCCUUUGUACUGACCGGUGGACCAUGCUCAGGCAAAACUGUGCUUCUGGCUCAUUGUGCAAAUCAGGCAUCUGUAUGGUUAAAGAACCUGGAUCCUGUGAUCAUUGUGCAAUUCUUCAAUAUCAACAGCUCAUUGAGGCAACUUCUUAAAGACAUUUGUCAACAAAUUGCAUCAAGCUACAAGCAUUCAUUCGAUAUUUGCGUCAAUGAUAUUCUACAACUAAAAGAAACCUUCAGCAGGCUCCUAACCAUGAGUUCAUUAUUCAGAAAUCCUCUGGUGCUCGUUAUAGAUGGGCUUGAUCAACUACCAAACACAGAUGAGCCACUAGACUUAACGUGGCUACCCAAGUCUACUCCCCCACAUGUAAAGGUGCUCAUUUCUAUCACUACAGACAGGCCUGACAUUAUUUCUUCUCUUCAGAUGUAUUACCAAGAUACAAACCUGUUCUGUGAGUUGCAACAAGUGGAUAGUAAAAGCUGCAUCCAGUUCCUAACAACACUUCUGCAGGAAUCUAACAGGAAGAUAACCUCAGGUCAACAGAUGUAUGUAAAUCAGGCUUUAAAGAAAUGUCCUUUACUGUUAUAUGUGCAACUGCUUCAAAAACAGGCAAGCCUCUGGAGCUCAGAUUUCGAGGUUACGGAGAACAGUCUGGUGCAAGGGGUCUAUAAUAGCAUUCAUUUGAUGUUUGAUCAUCUGGAGCAGAAGCACAGCAAAACCAUAGUCUCCAAAGCUUUAAGCUAUCUUACCUUGGCCAGGUAUGGCAUGAGCACGGCUGAACUCACCGAUGUUCUGUCAAGUGAUGAUGAAGUACUAGCAUCUUUACUUCCAGCAUAUGACUCCGUCCCACUUACACUGAGGGUGCCUGAGGUUUCGGUGGAAAGUCUUUUGUUUGACCUUAAAGAGUUUCUUGUGCCGAGGAACAUUUUGGGUACGCAGAUUCUUUCCUGGAUCAGCAGACACUUCUCUCUGGUCGUACGCAAGAGGUACCUGUGCUCAGAGGAAACAUGUCAGAAGAUACAUUAUGUGCUGGCAUGCUAUUUCAGUGGCUAUUGGGCAAAUGGCAGAGCAAAACCUUUGAUUCUUGAUGUAGACUCUGAAACAGCAUCUUCAGAUGUACCGAAGAAUAUUAACAUUGACAGACAAGCACCAAGUCAGCCCUGGAUUUUUUCUCCUCCAACCUAUUUGUCUACUUCCAUAACUACAUCAGAGAGAACACAUGUCAACCGGAGAAAACUUCUUGAACUUCCAUUCCAUCUAUUGAAAAGUGAAAAAAUGGUUGAACUAGUUCACCAGAUGACAUCUCAAUCAUACCUCAAGGCCAUGUUUAAGGCAAAGCGAUCUGAUGAUCUGUUUCUAUGGCUGGAGAAGACAUCUCAACUGGACACUCACAGGAACCUUCAGCUCCUCAAUGUCAUCUUGCGAUCCUCUGCUUGUCUACUGAAGGACAAUCCCGCUGACCUGCCAACAGUUUUGCAAGCCAAACUCUUACCUUUCCUAAGUGUUUUGCCUUCAUUGAAGGAAUCUGUUAAUCCAGAGAGAUCUGAUGGUAUGGCUGUAAACAAUGGGGUGUAUACUGUUUUAUCCUCAGUUCCUUCAGUACCUUAUACUCACUGUACACUGCAGGAGUCUGAAGCGUUUCCAAUUACACAUGCGGCUGGAUCUGACGGUGGUUCUGUAGUGUCUGUACUGGAGAACGGUGCUGCUUGGUUUUGUAAUGAAGGUGCAUUUGAGGGCUUUAAACUUCCCCAAUCAUCUGAUCUGCAUUUCACAAGUGCUUUCAGCUCUGGAAAUACCUUCCUUCUUAGCACCCGUUGUGGUAAACUUCUGUUGUGGGAUGAAAAGGCUAACCCUCAAGAAAUUACAAUCCAAGUCAGAGGAAAGGAUAAAAACAUCAUUCCUGGAGGUAUCUUGGUGGUUGAUGACAAAAUCAUUGUGUGGUUGAAAGGCAGAAACAUUGUCAUUGUGUAUGUUGAGAGAGAGGAACAUGUCGAGCUCUGUUGCAGUGAUGAGAUAUCAUCUGUGUCAUCUUCUAAUGAUGGUAAUAUCCUUUACUGUGGACAGAAGAAUGGCUCUGUGAUUAUAUUUGACAGGCCAAAUGACCAAAUUCUAGCCACAUUAAUCUGUCCAGAAGAAAUGCCAGUAAUUGACUUGAUUGUCUGUGAAGACACAGGAAUGAUUACAUGCGUAGAUGAAGCCGGUAAUGUAUUCAUUUGGAAUCUUGAGAUUAUAACAGAGCCGGUUCCAAUGAAACAAAACCCCUGCAAAACCAAGGGUAAAGUGUUAAACACUGAUCACACAGAGGACAACCUUCUACUUAUUUGUAAAAAGCAACAAAUACAACUUAUUGAGAUUAAUCAAGUGGAUGUACUUGACCAAUUCAGUCCUCCGGAAGGGAAAACGCUUAAGCAAGCACUAAUGGAUGAAGGUUCACACUUUAUCAUUGCAUUGCUUGAUGAUUGCCCAUUUCUGUUGGUGUGGAACCGUGCCACCGGGCAAUGUGUGCUGAGUCUGAAUACAGUUAACAGUCAAGCUAAUAAACUUCUGAAAUGUGGAGAGACUCACUUGGCAGCAAUCACAAAUGGAAGUGUUCUUAUUUGGAACAUGGAUCUCAUUGCCGUAUCAGCAUCGGCACCAAAGUCUGGUAAGAGGGUAGAAGCAGUGGUUGUUGGAUUGCAUGGAGAAAGCUGCUAUUCUGCAGAUGGCUCAGAACUUGUGUGGAAGUGGGGGCUCUCGAGUGGAAACGUAGAAGAGCGCUUUCUUCAUCAUAGUUCGGUGGAGUCCAUGUCUAUCUCUAAAGAUGCUGAAUACCUUGUAACUGUAGCCACAGGAGAUAUCUAUGUGUGGGACACCAACCGUGGGGAAAAUAUUUACAGGAUCUCUGGAAGUCAUGCAUUCAAAGUUCUAAUAACUCCCAAGGGGUUUUCUGGUGCCGCCCUCUCAGAAACAGGACCAUCAAGGGUGUGGAAAUUGCAGAGUGGAAAUGUUGUCUGUAGUAUUCAUACUGACCUCAAAGAUGCCAUUGUUUCUCCCGAGAGCACCUUUCUUUUAGGUAUUAACAGUGGAGACCUCCUGGCUGUUAGUCUCUGGACUGGUAUUGCCUGCAAAUGCUUCUGCAGUCCUGAUGAAUCCGAAGUUGUUGCUUUCCAGUCUUUACUUGACCAUCCAGAUUACGUGGUUGUUAUUUCGGUCGCAGGUGCUUUGUAUUCUUGGAGAUUAACAGAAGAUACUAUUUGCCAUCAGUUCCAGCUGCCAAACCUUAUCCGGUGCCAGCCUGAGGUCUUUAGACUAUCGUCAGAUGGUGGUUUUGCCAUUCUUUCAAUAACAGCAUCCACAAUAAACAUCUUGGAUCUUUCCAACAGUAAGCUUUGCUCUGUAAGCACCAAAGGAGUUGUUCAGCAGCCGCCAUAUGUAGACGUUUCUGGCCAGUAUGUUGUCUAUGCAUGUUACUCUUCUCUGGAGUGUCAGAAUGUGUACUGCGAUCUUCAUGAAAAGCCAAUGUUGAUAGUGAUGCGUAUGAGCAAUGGUGAAACUGUUGGCAGGUUUUACUUGUGUAAGAACAUUUCUACUCUCACUGUUACUGAGGAAAUGUUUGUGUAUGUGGGGUUUGAGGAUGGAUCUGUUGGGAUUUAUGCAGUUAAUGACACUGAGAUGGGAAACAACAGGUGGAAAAAGAUUGGUCAAAGCCCAGAAAUUUUGUGUCCACUGGAUGAGCCAUUGGUUCGGUUGCCUUUAGUAAAUCCUAACGUUAUCUGGGUUGACUUGACCUCCUCUGAAUUGUCUUGAAAAUUUGUAAUGCUACACUGUAAAAAAAAUGGUCAAAUCAGCAUAUAUUUUUAAGUUACUUGGGUAACAGAGAUUUCUCGGACAGAGAUUAGUCCUAGACUAAAAUAAAUGUAGGAGCUGUCCAAACUGAAAACAACUUGCACUGACAUAUCUUAAAAUACAUCAUUGCCCUUUUUUUGCCUCAAAAUGCAUUCAAGUAAUGUUUCUGGUAAAGUAUGUUUGUUAUAAACUAGUUAUAUUUCCUAAUAAAACUAAGGUCUAGUCUUGGCCUAAGCUAAUCCUGGUCCGGGAAACCACCCUAUAAACUUAAAAAACUUAAGUUAAACAAUUUCAACUUGUUAUGACAACCUAUCUCAGGUUAAAAUAGUAUUGAAUUUACUCGCAAAACCAAGCUGUUUUAACUUCAUGUUGCAUUUUUUACAGCAUUUGAUGCAUACAUUCAAAGCAUGAAUUUUUUUAAAUAAUAUUAUUAUAGACUGAAUUUAAAUAACUGUCUGAAUUUAUAUAUUACAGCUAGCAUAAAUUUGUAUUAUAUAAAUGUAUCAAUAACA
Paramisgurnus dabryanus is the source of this 5661-nucleotide messenger RNA. RefSeq names its product NACHT and WD repeat domain-containing protein 2. NCBI's taxonomy places the organism in Eukaryota, Metazoa, Chordata, Actinopteri, Cypriniformes, Cobitidae. Gene Ontology annotation, molecular function: protein binding. The record is from RefSeq and is a predicted model, not a curated record.